Molecule: messenger RNA, 1563 nt
Organism: Trichophyton benhamiae CBS 112371
Lineage: Eukaryota; Fungi; Ascomycota; Eurotiomycetes; Onygenales; Arthrodermataceae
Exons: 5
Coding region: 1-1563 (520 amino acids)
Source: RefSeq, a predicted model, not a curated record
AUGUUGUACUCUAUUUUAUUUUUUAUUUUUUUCCUCCCUAUUCUUUUCCUCCUCAAUAUCCCAAACCUUCCUCCCCAUUAUUCCUCGCAACCCUUUCCCUUCGGCCGUUUUUGUAAUAAUUUGGAAUGUUUUUUGAAAAUAUAUUUAACGGAAAAAGCAAAACAGGGCAACGAAGGGGAGAGCAAACUGGUUGGUAACUUGACCAGGCGUAUACAUACAUAUAUCUUCUCAACCCUCUCUUCAACUUACAUAUAUGAACUAAAUCGACAACUAAAACAACAACUCGCUCCGAAACAGCCAGCCCAGUCCAGCAUUCAAUCGAUAUUAUUCAUACAUAUAUAUAUUUAUAUAUACGCCUCUCGCGUACAUAUACAAUCAUUCACCGGCCAACAAAGAGUACUUCAGUGCAAUCUCAUCUAUAUACCUGCUCCUCAUGCUUCAGUACAGCAGCAGACCGCACACUCCAGGCACUCGCCGAAGACGAACGAGGAGCUCAUGCGCAGACUCAGGCUUGCUCCCAUCACCGUCUCCGUCGCCUUCACCUUCACCGUCAACACCGCCAGACAGCUCGUACCGGCCAGACUCGUUCCCCAUGGCCGUGCAAAAUUGCGAAGCCUUGACUCUACUGGUGCCAUGCAGAUGCAGGCAUCCUCUCCAUGCCCAUCGUCUCAGCCUUUCGAAAUAGGCCUCUCUCUUCGGGGGGUUACUACUCCCUCCUCCCCAAACUCCUCAACCUCAUCCACCUCUCUCGGCCAUCACUCCGACGCCGCUGAGGCAUAUAAGCCUUUCGUCUGCCAGGUGUCGCCUCCCACGCCCUUGUCCGACUUCAUGCACGAGUCUCAGCCCAUUUCUGUACUAGGUUAUCCCAACAUGUUCGUCCCCGACUACAACGUUGACGGUGCUUCUGCUUUCGAUUCUCUUCAAUUCAGCAACGUAGACACCCCAGUCACUGUUAGCACAGCUUCAUUAUCAAUGUCUCCACCACUUGGCAAUAUACCAUCCCGUCCAUCUAGUGUUUCGGACUCCUUUGGCAUCUACGAUCAACCACAGCAUCACCACCAGCAGCAUCCCUCUUCAACUAUGCAGUUCAGCAGAGAUCAAUGGAACAUGGCUCUCCCCAUUCCACGCUCGAACGUAUACCCGGACCAACAGAAGCUGAGCAGGGCCAUGCCAGAUCACUGUCCCGGAAGCAACAGGCAGUCCAUGUCGUCUGCACAUGGUUACUCAGACCUCUCGAAACCCCUAGACAUGCACCUCCAAAAUCUCGAUGGCUCAAUACCCACCUCCCAGGCCCAGUAUGGCCUCUCCGCAACCUCAUACCCACACUCCCCGUCUCCAACAGCUCUAAGCGAAGCUGACCUUCGCUCCAAACCUCAAUGUUGGGACCAUGGAUGCAACGGACGAUCGUUUUCAACUUUCAGCAACCUGCUGCGCCAUCAGAGAGAAAAGGCUGGUCUUUCCGUUAAAGCCGAAUGCCCGUACUGUGGAGCUGCCUUCACUAGGUCGACCGCACGCAACGGACACCUUGAGCGAGGCCGAUGCAAAGCCAUGAGGGAGGAAUGA